GAAGUAAAGGAUUGACUGGAAAAUUGAAAGUUCUGGAAAAUUUAGAUUGUUGGUCAAGAAUCAAUGACCACCUUAGAUGACCAUUGGUGAUUAGAUAAUUAAAUCGUGAUGAUGAUGUUGAUGAUGCAGGAAAAAAACAAGAGAGGAGGAAGAAAAGAGGAAGAUGAGGAAAGAAGGAGGAGAAAUGAUGAUAAUCAGGAUAAAUUGACUGUUGAAAUUUUCCCGUUUACAAGUUGAGUUGAUUGUUGAGAACAACAAUUUAAAAGUAUAAAGAUGAUGUUGUCAGCAUUGAAAUUGAUUCAGUGUUAAUUUGAUUCACAAUCAGAUCACAUCAUCAUCAUUAUCAUCAUAAGCUUUCAAGUUCAAUAGUAAUUGAAUAAUAAGAAACCUAAUUUGGUGAAUAUAAUUUAUUAUUAUUGUGAGUUUUCAAUUUGAUUUUCCAACCAUCUCAGUCAAAGUUAAUCAUGUCUUCAGUUGAAGUUCAAUCGACAACAAUUAAUUCAUCAUAUUCAUCAACCGAUCAGGGUAAAAGUAGAACCAACAAAUCGAAACCAUUGGUUGACAAGAUUCGUUCAACUGUCAUGGAAAUUUACUCAUCGGAACCCGAAACUUUUGACCCAAUUGACAUCGAACGUGUAAAAACCGAUGAUUGGUACAUUAAGCGUUUCCUUUUGUCCCAAAGUAAAAAUGUAAAAUCAGCGACCAACAUGUUAAUUGAUUCACUUAAAUGGCGUAAAUCUUAUGGUGUUAAUCAACUUGAUCUACGAUCGUUUCCAUGUGAAAUCUAUCGUUUGGGUGCUUUUUUCGUCUACGAGCACGAUAAACAGGGUCGGGAGGUUUUAUAUGUUCGUGCCAACCUUUUCCGUCGUUCAAAAGAUUUAAGGCCAGUUUUGGUUCAAUAUGGAGUAACAAUCGGCUGCCAGGUUGAAAAGGCCUCGAAAAAUGGAGUCACUUGUGUAAUCGACUUUAAAAAUUUAUCCCUUGCCCAUGUUGACCUGGAAAUUAUGAGGAUCAUAAUCACAACGAUAGUUAAUCAUUUUCCGCUUUUCGUUCAACAAUUUCUUGUUUGUAACAUUCCCUCAGUACUUCAGAUGAUCUCAUCUCUGGUGAUUAACUUAAUUCCCUCUUCGGGACGUAACACAUUGACCUUUGUUAAACCCGAAGAUUUAACUAAAUACAUUGACUCCGACAAGAUUCCUGAUUGUUUGGGUGGAACUUGUAAAAAACCUUGGAAAGGAUCGGGUGUAGUUCCUAAUGGUUGUCCUAAUUUCCUCGAAUUUGCCAAACAAAUCGGUUGGACCAAUCAACAAUAUCGAUCAAUUUAUAAAACAUUCAAGUCAAUCUUUGAAAGUGAAGGUAUUGAGCCAAUGCCCGAACCUGUUGAUUAAAUACUCGUUUUCAUGUUAAUACCAAAAUAAUAAAAAUCACAUCAUCAUGA
Molecule: messenger RNA, 1438 nt
Organism: Panonychus citri (citrus red mite)
Lineage: Eukaryota; Metazoa; Arthropoda; Arachnida; Trombidiformes; Tetranychidae
Product: motile sperm domain-containing protein 2-like
Exons: 1
Coding region: 465-1388 (307 amino acids)
Source: RefSeq, a predicted model, not a curated record